GCCAGUCCACUCGGGCUACUAUAUCGGAUCGCACUGCGCCGGUGUCGGACGUAGCCACUAUCGUUCUUUUUUUCUUUCGUAAAUCAUCAAUAAACAAUCGGCAUUUAUUUUUUUAACAAAACAAGUGACUGUUGACAAUCUAAGUGCGAGUGCCAGUGACAUUGCAUCAGUUGACGAAUAAAAAAAUGUGUUAAAAAGUUUUAAAUUGACAAGUGAGCAUGUGUGGUGCUGUAUUUAUUAAUAUGCGAAUGGAUUGCUACCGCUGCGAUAUAGUUUGACACAUGAUGACCUGACAAAUCAAGAUAAUUAUCAGUAAAUGAUGGAGUUGUCACAGGCUCAUUAGGACGGAAGAAGGGUGCAAAAAACAGAAGAAUGAUAGAAGUGGAUCCGCAAAGUACACAAUACAUCAUAAGCAACGAUGCAAAAAGUGAUAAAUUAUAGCAAGUCAACGAUAGUGUUGAUGAAAAUGGAUGAGAUACGCUUAGAGUUGACUUGACUGGUGCUAAAUCUACAACAGUUGAUGAACAUUGUGAAAGUGACAGUGUUUUUGUAUUGACUGCAGUGAGUGAAGGACUAGAUGAUGUUGAAGUGUUAGGACUUAAAAUAAUGCCAGAUCGGGAGUCGGUAGGAGGUCCAGGGACAGCGGGCAGCGGUGGUUUUUUGCCUCUACAGUUCCCGUCUGCUUUUGCAGCCUUCCAUGCGACGACGCCCCCUGGUGGUGCACCUACGGCAGCCAUGCAUCACGCUACGCAUUAUCAUCAUCAUGCCCAGUUAGCCGCAGCAGCAGCAGCGGCUGCUGGAGCUACCAGCGAGCUGAGCUAUCUCCUGCAUCCAGCUUACCGUCCCGUGCCAUACGACCACCCCCUGUACGGGGCUAAUGCCUUAAGAGGACUAGAGUACUUAAGUGCUGCGAGGAGUUUACACCCGGAGCUUCAUGCUGGUAGCACGCUCGCCAGCCAAGACUUCCAGCUUAGUUUAGAAGGAUCUAGAAUAGCCUCCCCAACCCGUCUCAGGCUGUCCGGCGGUGCUAUUGGUGCAUCAGCCAACCGCAAGAGGGCGGUGUCUUGGAGCCCGUACUCCGCGGAGUCGUUAGACCUGGCUGCUGUCAUCAGAGCCUCUCCCGCCAGUCUGGCGGUGAGAGCGCCAUCUGCUGCAUCCACUGGGAGCUAUGGACAUCUUAGUGCAGGUGCGAUAUCGCCCGCGCUAUCUCUCUCCCACGCGUCUCUCGCACAGCAACUCCUCGCUCGAGGGGGUGUGGUGGGGGGCAGCGGGGUGCUAGCGGGCGGGGUGCUCAUGGACCCUGCGCAUCAGCAGGCGGCAGCGGCGGCGGCGCACCAUGCGGCGCACGCGCAUCUGGUCGCUGGUAUUCAUAGAUCUCACAUCUCAUCGCCGACGCAGCUGCUCAUAGGCGCGCCAGUUGACGUCAGACCAGGCCUGGGGUUAGACGGCACCCCUCCACAACAUAUGCAGCAACCACCCCAGCAGCCUGAGGUCACCAGCAUCAUGGAAGCUGACAGUGCGUCAACGAUAACGCAACGAAAGUCACCCCAGAGCCUGAUGUCUCAUCGAGACAACAUGCACAGCAACAAGCCUUUGUCAGCGGCCGCCGAGAGCACUGUCCACGACGGUCUGGACUCCAAGGAUGAGCCUGGAGACUUUAUUGAGACCAACUGUCAUUGGGUGGACUGCAAACUUGAGUUCCCGACACAGGAUGACUUAGUAAAACACAUCAACACGGACCACAUCCACGCCAGCAAGAAGGCCUUUGUAUGCCGAUGGGUAGGCUGUUCCAGAGAUGAGAAACCCUUCAAGGCUCAAUACAUGCUGGUGGUACAUAUGAGGAGGCACACGGGGGAGAAACCUCAUAAGUGUACUUUCGAGGGUUGUUGCAAAGCCUACUCCCGAUUGGAAAACCUAAAGACCCAUCUCCGAAGUCAUACGGGCGAGAAACCUUACACCUGCGAAUACCCUGGAUGCGCCAAGGCCUUCUCCAACGCUAGUGAUCGAGCUAAGCACCAGAAUCGGACGCAUAGUAAUGAGAAACCAUAUGUGUGCAAAGCGCCCGGUUGUACCAAGAGGUACACUGAUCCUUCAUCCCUUCGGAAGCACGUGAAAACCGUCCAUGGUGCUGAGUUCUAUGCCAGUAAGAAACACAAAGGCUGCAGCCGCGGAGACGACUCCGCAGAAUCAGGGGGCGGGGGGGCUGGCUCCUCCCCGCGAUCAGAAGAGGGGGGCAUGCCCCCCGGCGCGAGGGGACACACGUCCUCCGCGUCGGUCAAGAGCGAGAGCCCUGCUUCGCCGCUGCCUCUGGCGUUGCACACUCCUGCGCAUCAGGUAUGCUGGAACAACAUGAGGCUUUAUCUUUCAGCUCAAUGUGGUGGAGAACUGGACUUUGGCGGUUCUGGUCUCGGUGGAUUUAGUGAUGAAAAUGGCGCCCCUUACUUCAGAUUAGAUGGAGAGGUGGAACAAGAAGUAGUGGGUGAAGUGGGCCAGCUACCGCUGAUGUUGCGAGCGAUGGUGGCGAUAGGGGAGCCGCGGACGCACCACCACACCCCCCGGUUUGGGAACAACAAGAUGGGGGUGGGGAGGCUGAUGCCGCCUGCGCAUGUCGGCGAUAUUGGUGGGGGUGGAGUGCCAGGCCGGACGGAAUUAGGCAACACUAACGUAGCGGUGGAACUCAAAACUGGGCUUCCGAAUACAAGAAGAGACUCGGGAAUUUCUUCCGGGAGCAGCCUUUACAGUGCCAGGUCGUCUGACAUCUCCCGCAAGAGCAGCCAAGCGUCAGUUGUGUCGGGCGCGGUGGCGGCGCCGCAGCGCGUCGUGGCGCAACACAAUGCGGUCUACGACCAGCUCUCGCCUGAUAGCAGUCGAAGAUCUAGUCAAGUUUCGUGCGUGGGGUAUGCGCCGGCGCCGUCGUCCGCGCUCGCCGCCGUCCAGGCUGUCAGGACCUCUCAAGGGAACCAGUUUUUGCCACAGGCUGUCUUGCUCCGCGGCGUGACCUGCUCUGAAGUGAGGGCCGAGGAGUUGGCCCUGGAGCUGGACCCCAAUGUCCAGGUGAAGGAAGAAGCCAGGAGGCUCUCGGAGCAGUCCAACCUCAGCGACCCGGCGCAGGCAUACCAGCCCUACCCGUGUGGAGCUGAUGAUGUGGGCGACGCCGCGUUCCCGUUCAAAACCGAAGACGACCACGACACCGUCACGUACAAGGACUCCCGGUCCAACUCCACCGCCACCGUGGUCAUCACCACCGCCCAGGUCCACCAUCCCAACCAAGAAGUUAACUUGGAACAGGUUGCAGAAGGUGAAAUGGUGGAAAACAAGCUGGUGAUCCCAGACGAAAUGAUGCAAUAUCUUAACCAAUCAAUAUUGGCAACCGAAUCGGCGGCACCAGCUCAGACCGACUCCACCAAAGCGCCUGAAGAAACCAGUCAGGAUAGCGAUGCCACCAAAGACAAUGACGCCCAAAACGCGAACAACACCAGUGACAAAAUCAGUGACGUAGCCACCAGUGACGAUUCUCUACUCAAAAACCUAGGUGCCAUAGGAAGUGAUCUCAAUAUCAGUGAUAUCCCAGUCGAUUUAAGGUCUUUAGACGUUAGCAUGUCGGGCAACAGCGGCUCUCUCCUAGCUACAAAGUCCCCGGAUGACAAGAACCCCCUUCAAGAGCAAAUCAUACCUGAAGUACCAAAUGAGAAGUGUGAACAGGAAUACACCAAACCCGUGACCAGUCACAUCAACACGAAUAAUCCGUUACAGUCACUGCAGACGAUGGCGGCGAAUCAGACGGAGCAGUCGAACCGUAUGAGGAUGAACGCUCUACCUCAAAAACAAACUUCAAUAAGCCCAAAGACUAUGGUGACCACCCCUCAAAAUGUGCUGAGUCCACAGAACAUAGCUCAUAGCAUGUUGAGUCCGCAAAGUCUGCCGCAUAGUGCGAUGAGUCCUCAAAGUGUUAUGAGCCCUCAUCAUAUUCCUCACAACGUCAUGAGCCCACCGAGCGUGUAUAAUGUCAUGAGUCCUCAAAGCGUCAUGAGUGUCAUGUCUCCUCAACACAAUGCUAUGAGCCCCCAAAGUAUGCAGAGCAUGAUGAGCCCUCAAAUGUCUAACCAAAUGAUGAUGAGUCCACGCCACAAUAACAUGGGCAGCCCUAUGUCCCAGAACAUGGGAGGACAGAUGGUCAAUAUGGCAAGUCCGAUGGCGCAAAACAUAGCAAGUCCUAUGAGCCAUGGCAUGCCGAGCCCGAUGCAUCCAGGACUGCAGAGCCCCAUGUCACAAGGAGUACCCAGUCCCAUGGUACAAAACAUGUCGAAUAUGACGAUGAAUUCUCCGGGGCAAAACCAGAAUCAAAACGUAAUGAUGAACAUGAACCAACAGCAGCAAAUGCAGCAGAUACCAGGAAACUACAUAAACAAUCGACAAAAUUGCAACCCCAAGAUGCCCAAUAGAACCAACGUCCCUAAUCAGUAUCAGAACCACAACUACAAUCAAGCCCCGCCGUACCCGAUGCAGAAUCAACAGAAUAUGAACAGGAGUCAGAAUAUGCAACAGUAUCCGAUGAUGCAGCAGUACAAUCAAAACCAAAUGAUGCAUCAGAUGCCACCGAAUCAGCCAAAUAUGGUUUACAAUAACCAGAUGAUGAACUAUCAGCAACCUAUGAACUAUCCAAACCAAAGCAACCAGAUGCAUCCCAUGCAAAUGUCGAGGUCCUCGAUGAUGAGUGUGGACAACAGCGGGAACAUGAGUCGAGGGGCGAUGAACAGUUACUGUGAACCGCAGAAUCCUCAGUACAACCAAAACAUGCACUACCCACAACCGCCUCCUUACAAUUCUGUUGUAAACGCUGCAAAUGUCAUGGGUCCUCCGCCUCCUAAAAAUAAUCACCAAUACAACCAAGCGAUGAUGAACAACAACCAAUAUUAUAAUCACCAGCGGCCGUAUAACCAGUGGGACUAUCCUGGUAAUCAGUUCAACAAGCAUAACGUGCAAAAAUCGGUUCAGAACUCUGUGAACAUGUCGACUGGAAGUCAAAAGCCUAACGGGGUCAGAGCAUCGAUGAAUUGCAACCAGAUGAUCAAGAAUAUGGGGGAGCAGCAGCAGACUGAUUGUAGUAUGAACAGUUUGAGGAGCCAAAACAAUCAGCCCAGCGAUGUCCAGGUCUGGGACAUCUCCCAAUCGCAGAUUGAAGCUAAUAACGGUAGGAAGAAGAACCAAAAUGGCAUGAGACAAGAAACCUACCAACGGACUUUGGAGUACGUGGAAAGUUGUGAGAACUGGAAGAGUUCAGAAAUGGUUUCCAGCAGCACCCACCCUUUACAAGGUGGCGACAACAUGGUUGUGAACGAUCUCCAGACAUCGUUGUCUUCGUUUUAUGAAGAAAACCAAUACCUCCAAAUGAUUCAAUAGAUUGUAGUUUUGGUAACUUUUCGGCAACUGAUGGUGCAAAUAGAAAUAAUGGUUGUAUAAAUCUCUCGUGGAGACUGACUAAUUUUAAAAUUAUUCUAAAUUUAUAUCGAUUAAAAAGUACAUUAGCUCUAAAAGUUAUUUUUAAAAGACAUACACGCAACCUUUUUUGAAUAUUGUAAAUAUUGUUCAACGUCUUCCACUGUUGGUUUAAGUACAAUAUUUUAUCAUUUACUUACGCAUUUAUAUUACUAUAGGUAAGAUUUAGUAUGUGCCUUCAAUGUACAUUUGUACAUAAUAUUUUAAGAUUUAAACUAUUGUCAACGAAUGAAUUUCUCAAUGUGCCUGUAACCAGAUUUUUAAUAUUGACUUGAAAACUUGUUAGUACUACACUGUAGAAACAUUNAAAAUAUUUUUAUCUACGACAUUAUUAUGCUAAGUGCGCCUUCGAGAUUAUUAGGUAGAUAAACAAAAUUGUACAAAUAGACAUUUUCUAGAAUUUUUACAGUGUUGUUAAAGUUUUUAGUUAUAAUGAUUGACUUAUGAAUAUUAUUAUAUCGAAUAGUGUGUAUACUUAAAGCAAUAUCAUAGUUUCAAAACUUCUGAAGACAGAAUCUCCUAGCUUAAAUUUUAUAUUGAGAUUACUAGUUUAUAAGUAAUUGUUAAUUAUUUUUUAUUUAAUUACGAUAAAUGUCGACGCACAAAUAAUUGUAAUAGAACAAGGAAUUUGUAUUUUGUAAUAAAUUAUUGUUUUUACUGUUUGUAAAAGAAUGAUUGUAGACAUCUGUGACAAUAUUUUAAUGAAAUUAUCAAAUAAAA
This is a messenger RNA of Ostrinia furnacalis (Asian corn borer), 6216 nucleotides long. It is a transcript of the gene ci, whose product is annotated as transcriptional activator cubitus interruptus. The coding region runs from base 607 to 5400 and encodes 1597 amino acids. Gene Ontology annotation, cellular component: nucleus. Gene Ontology annotation, molecular function: DNA-binding transcription factor activity, RNA polymerase II-specific; RNA polymerase II cis-regulatory region sequence-specific DNA binding. Gene Ontology annotation, biological process: regulation of transcription by RNA polymerase II. The transcript is spliced from 21 exons. The record is from RefSeq and is a predicted model, not a curated record. Lineage: Eukaryota; Metazoa; Arthropoda; Insecta; Lepidoptera; Crambidae.